AUGGCGGACGAGAUGAGCCGUUCGAUGAGCAGUUCGGACCCGCUGUUGUUGGCGUUUUUCGCGGACGUUCUGGCAGACGAGGGUCGUUCGCCAGACGAGAACACCGAGCAGCAUCGACGUUCGUUUUUGCAGUCGCUGCCAAACCGGCCGUUCGUGCGAGCGAAGGGGUCGAAGGCCUCUCCGUCUCGGUUCAACAGCUGGACGGUCGCACACUCGGAGCUCGACCGGGACUGGUCGGCCUUUUGUCUCGUGUUGGCCGUUCUCUGCGUCGCCGAAGGUUGGUGCAAGAAUGCUGCUGCACUCUGGUCACCCGAUGGGUCUGGCGUCGGGGAGAUGGCCGGGACAAGCAGGGCGGCCGCCAAGGCUGCUGCUCGGAAAGCCAUGGCGAAGGAGCGAGGCCGUUCGGUGAACACACUGCAUGCGAUGACAACCUUUGCGUGCAAUCCAGACAACAGGUCUCUCGCGAGAACUGUCUUCUACGUACUGCAGCCUGAGGGGCUUCGUUGUUCGAAGAUGCUCGAGGAGCUGAGAUCCCAGCAGUCCACCGUGCAGUACUACAGCAGCUUCGCCCACUGGUCGUACAUGGACACGGCUCGCGAGCACGUCGCUCGACUCUCGGACCUCGCAGGCUUGGAGAGGCUCGGCCUGGACUUCUCCCUGGUCGACCCCGACGGCUCGGCGGACAACAAAGAGGCCGCCGUGGUUUGGCAGGACACCGUCAGUCGCAGGCUGACGAAACUGACACACUGCCUCUUGCGGUUUCGCUCUGGCUCGCAGCUGAGCUCCACAAACGGUUGGGGCUCGACGGCCGGUCUGUUGCACGACUCCACUGCCGCUCGGCAAGCCAGCUUGCGGUUCCUGCAGGAGGUGGACAACACUGUCCGGACUGUGGCAGCCGAAGGGUCGUUGGAGGCGAGGAAGCUGCUCGAUGGCCAUCCGGCGACCGGGCCUGUGAUGGCGUUGGCUCUGUCGGAGCUCCGAGAGACAUCGUUCGUGGAGGUGCCGCCCGAGACGUUCGCGUGGCUCAGCCAUGCCUGGGGCGGUCUGCUCAACUCCAAGCUUGUCGAGGACGGGAACAAGGUCCAGCGAGAGGCGGAGCAGCGAAACGGGACGUCGAAAACCGUCGGCCGUCUCGAGGGCUGGCACGGCCUCUCGAAGAAAAGGUUGCUGCAGUCCUACGGCCGUUCGGAGGUCCCUUGCGGGACCCUGGUGACAGUUCCCCAAACUUUCGUGGCAGACGACUGGUUUGUGCGGAGGAAGAGGGCCGUUCGAGCGGACUCUAGCCGUUCGUCAGUUGCGACUGUGGAGGUCGAGGUCGUGGAGCAGGAGGCCCUGGAAGAAGACUUGCUUUCUGGAGUCAGCAAGUCCCGAACAUGGUCGUCCCCGACUCCCGAGACCGAGCAAGACAAGCUGGCGGCCUUUUCCGUUUUGGCCAAAGUGGUUCGCGAGAAGCUGGACUGGUCGUUCGUAGAAAGAGCCUGGUGGGCGUCGCUUGCCCCUGAGGGCCACGGGUUGCUCUUUGCUGGUCUCGACCCCUGCUACGUGGUUCGAGCCUACGGUCGAGCUGCCUUGGUUUGGCCAGCAAAACUGGAGCCGUUCGGAGACGGCCACGAGAGGCUCGUUCUGAAGGAGGAUGCCCAGUCACUCUGCUGGCUGCAUAUGCAGGACGAGAACGUCACCGUUCUGGAACUGCUGGCGACUUCGCCUCAGAUGACAAAGGACCGGAUAUGGCCAGGGCCGAGUAAGCGGGCAGAGGUGCGAGAAUUUUGGGCGAACGUCGUCCGGUCGGAGCAGAACGGCUUUGCAGGCGUUCCUGAAUGGGCCUUGCGAAGACUGGCGGCAAGCAAAGGCUGGGCGUUCGAGUCGGAGGAGGCCGGUCACGAAGAGGAUGACCGGCUGGCCAUCGCUUGCAUGCUGUCGGUCGAUGCGUCCCUCACAAGGGAGGAAGUGGUCGGUCGGCUGCUUAACAGGCAGGAGGCCGCCGCGUGGAGCGAGGGAGCUGGCUUCGACCUGGAGGAGGUCGUUCGUGACACCAUGCUGGCGGCCGAUCAAGAUCAGGCCCUGCAGCAGCUGGCGAGAAGGCGAGCCGCUCAGCAAUCGGCAGCAGACGUGCGGAAGCGUGGCCAAAAGACUUGCGAGCACGUCUUUCGGACUUUCGCUGGGCGGCCCGAGUUUAAAGCAGCACAGGCCGCUCGAAAAGACAAGGAGAAGCGGGAGAACAAGGCGACGAAGGUUGGCAGCACGGCGGCCGGCUCCGAGGUCAUUCGUCAAGCGUGGAAUUGGGCCGCCGCUUUCGAGGGUCUCGACAUGCCAGCGGAG
Symbiodinium necroappetens is the source of this 2319-nucleotide messenger RNA. Lineage: Eukaryota; Dinophyceae; Suessiales; Symbiodiniaceae. The record is from the annotation of a GenBank genome assembly.